AGCCUUGAGGUGUGUGGUUUUUCACGGCGGGUCGGUGUUUAUAUUGAUAGACGCAGUGUGAAUUGAAACGGUGAGUGGGAGAUCGCCUGCUUUUAACAAGGUUGGCAAGGUUCAAAUCAAUAAAACACCCCUGGCAGUGACCAAUUUAUUAAAUAGGUAAACAAAGAAAGUCCUACUUCUAUUCUUGAUUCUGUGAGAAAUUGAUCCACAAACUAGGCCAAUUGCUCCUGGACAAAAGCCGUUCUUGUGUUUUCUGGAACAAACCGAUCCUCGCAUAGAUUCAGCACCAUGGACAGCUAAAGGAGAGAUUAUUUUCAACGCCGCGAAAUCCCGCCUUUGAUUCAGAUUCCAUUGUGAUUUCACAAUAGAAGGGGACAUGCUCUGACGUAAUCAACAACGCAUGAAUGUACUGCCUCAAACCUGUACGGACAGAAAAGAACAACUCAGCGACAGCGAGGCCUUCGCUUCACGCAACUCUGACCGCUCUUUCUGAUCUAAACCUAACAAUGGCGUUGCCGUUGGGAACAUUAGGUCGGUAGACCUCAUCGCGCUGAAGUACAUUACCCCUUUGACGCAAUUUAUUCUGGGCUUUGUGAAGCUGGUCACUCUUCUCUCUGCUGCUUCCCUUCACUGUGAUGCUGUGAUAUUAUCACUGGGGAGACUCCAUGACACUUCACUGAGCUGUGACGCUGUGAUAUAAUCACUGGGGAGACUCCAUGACACUUCACUGAGCUGUGAUGCUGUGAUAUAAUCACUGGGGAGACUCCAUGACACUUCACUGAGCUGUGACGCUGUGAUAUUAUCACUGGGGAGACUCCAUGACACUUCACUGAGCUGUGAUGCUGUGAUAUUAUCACUGGGGAGACUCCAUGACACUUCACUGAGCUGUGGCGCUGUGAUAUUAUCACUGGGGAGACUCCAUGACACUUCACUGAGCUGUGACGCUGUGAUAUUAUCACUGGGGAGACUCCAUGACACUUCACUGAGCUGUGACGCUGUGAUAUUAUCACUGGGGAGACUCCAUGACACUUCACUGAGCUGUGAUGUUGUGAUAUUAGUAGUAUCUUCCUGUAUGGUACAGGUUCUGCUGAGAGCACAGACACAGAGACCAAGCCUGUGUGCUGCUCAGCCCAGACAGUGGAUAGGGUGUCACUAACCCAGAUCCUGUUGCGGACGCUAGCCUACUGUUGUUGACAACGCUAUCGUCACUAUGACCAGCCUAGGGAUCCAGCAACGUCCCACUGACCACAGACAGACAGGGAGGAGUCCUUUACUCCUGUCUCACAAACAGAGGUCCUCCUCCUCCCUGCCCCUCCUGAAACGCCUGCACCAGGCCAGGGGGCCGUACGCUGGCGCUGAGCCCCAGACAGACCCGCUGUCGCUGGAUGACUACUUCUCCCUCCUCCAACGACUGAAAGAGGAGACUUACAUGUACAAACAGAACAAGGAGCUGAAACAGGUACAGAGCAGGAAGCCAUGGUGUAAGCAGCAGCCUCAAUCUCCACCUCUGCCCAGUCCUCUUCCCAGAGGCCCUAGCAGCAGAGUUCCACCACUUCCCGGAGUUCCCAGUAGCAGCAGCACGGUGUUACCGUCGGGUCGUACCCAGCGUAGACUGAGCCAGCACUCCAGCCACAAGAUGGCGUCCUCCUCCUCCUCCCAGAAGGGUAAACACACCCCUGCCAUCAUCAAGGGCCAUCGCCACUUAAGCUACGGAGGAUCCGUCCCACCUGAGAACAUCACCAUUCAACAGUUUUAUGACCUUACACCUACCAAGAAAAGUAACGUCCGCCUCAACGACCAGCUUAUACCAAAACCAACAGACAUCAACAUCGCAGAGAUAAUGAUAAAGGUUCCGAUUCCAAAAGAACAUCCAUAUCAGGCCCACAUCUCCCGCUUCGCCCUGUUCCCAACUUUCCGCUCACCAGACGACCCCGACACAGGCGUGAGAGCUGCGUCCCUACGACCCCUGAACCCCCUCGUCCCGUCCUCUGCUCCAGAGGUCACCGUGCUGAGAAAGACAAAAGGAGGUCCUUAUCGUCAUGAGGUACUGGAGGCACCCAUGACAACCAGGAAGAAAACCAUCUCAUGGCCAGGACAACAUGGCUUCCUGGAUCACCCCAAGCCAGUUAAGGGCGAGGCCCAGACCCAGGUAUUCUACCCUAAGUCCCAGAAGACAGUGUUUCCCAACCCCACCUUGUGUGACUGGGACGUCACGCUGUCUGAACGAACAGCCAACAUGCUCCGCAACGUAGAGAAGUCCCACUGGGUCACCUCCUACCAGCUUCACUACACAGGCAAUGGGCCUACUAAUCCCUUGAGGUUGGAUGACUUCCAUGAGAACACCAUUGACAUGAUCACUGGGAAGAUAACUCCCUACACAACACAGCUGAGGGAGCGAUCUCACCCCGUCCUGCUGCCCCCUAAACCACGAGACGGACGCAAGGCCAGAAUACGCCAGGGUCGUCAUAUGGUGGAGAGCACCUACCACCCUCCUGUCACUGCCCCAGCAGCAGAGUCCUACAGCGUAGACCACACUUCCACACAGAAUCACCCUGCUGGGCCUCUGGGAACUAUGUCUGGUCACCAAAGUCAUCAGGAGAUAAAGGGGAACCCUUCUACUCAGGACGACCAUCCCAACAACAGCCACGGCCACUCAGAGCUCAGUCUAGCCAGGCCUGAGGUUGGAGAUGUGUCUGGGCCUGGGGCUGGAGAUGUGUCUGGGCCUGGGGCUGGAGAUGUGUCUGGGCCUGAGCCUGCUCAGGUGUCUGGGUAUGUGUUCCCUGGUCACCACCUUCAAGAUCAAGGCUCCAGGUGUGAGAGGUGUGGGGAGGAGAGGUGUGAGUGCCAGGUCAAGGAGGCCAGAGAAGGGCUCCAUCACCCAGGGCCAGGGGCAUCAGACCCCCAGCAGAGCAACCAGGCUCCCAGAGCCUCCCUGGAGAAGGGGGUGUUGGAGAAGGUCACAGACACAGAGAGCUCUCUGGCCUUGUACAGCUGCCAGCUGCCCCAUCCUCCCCUGAAUGAGACCACAGAGGUCACCAAAGAGAAUAACACCAAGAGAGAGGUAUGGUACGAGGACCUUCCUAGUAGCAAGAAGCAGAGCUACACAGCAUCAGGGGGUAACCCGUUCAGCCUGAGCCAGCCAGCUCCAGCAUUGGCUACUAACAACACAGGGGCGGCAUAUGAAUCUGAGACAGAGCUGCCUGCUGCUGAUCUGGUCUCUCCCAACAUCCGUAACUGGCGCUCAAGCGGGAAUUUAGUUCUGGGUUCUGAGAUGACUGCCAAUCAGACCCCUGAAGAACAGGAUCAGGAGUGGCAGAACAGAGAGAUCCCCAUCCCACGCAGUAUCUCCAACCCCUGUAUCCAACCCCGUCCACAUGCCCUGCCUUCCACCCACCCAGGGGAGAGGGGCAGGGGCCGGUGCCAGUUGGCCCUGUUGGAGCUCCAGGACUCCUUCAGUAAGUCGGAGGUCCACCGCCUCUUCCACAGCUCCCUCCAGGGGGGCGCGGUCAACCUGCAGGACAAUGUACACACCGGGAGAAAGCACCGCUUCUACGGCUUCAACUCCUUCUAUUUCCACAACUGAGCACUGUAUUGUAGACCUACCACUAUGCCAACAGUCUGUAGGGAGUGGAAGACAUCAGAGGGCUUAGUGAGUUGGAUGGGUCUAAGGUCUACAACGUUAUCUCUUCAUGAUGGGAAAUCCAACCAUAUACUGUCACUUACUCAAAGCUACUGACAUGUUUUGCUUAUGAUGUCUAUCUUUCCAUGUGCAGAUGGUUCAAAUAAAAUCAUCCA
Molecule: messenger RNA, 3795 nt
Organism: Salmo salar (Atlantic salmon)
Lineage: Eukaryota; Metazoa; Chordata; Actinopteri; Salmoniformes; Salmonidae
Source: RefSeq, a predicted model, not a curated record